GCUUAUAUGUCUCGAUGUCUCUUUAUUUCAGAGAUACAGUUAUCCAUUUUUCAGUGGAUUUUUGUACUUGACGCGAGCCACGAAAAACACGUCGCUCAAGCUACUCUUGCUGCUCUCGCAAGGACUUGUACUGCUUUUCAUCAUAUAGCUUUAGAUGUCCUCUGGCAACAAUUUGGCACUAUCGCGAGAGCGAUCCAGUGCAUGCCUCAUGAUUUAUGGGGCGGAGACGCGAUCAAGUCUGAGUCAGGCUGUAUUUGUUUAAAACUUCAUAGGCACUUGACCAAAGAUGACUGGAAUAUAUUCCGCAGGUAUGCUUUACGCAUCCGUCACCUCAGUCUUGCCACCCAGGACGUCCGCCGCGGAAAAAAAUUGAUGGUUGAUAUUGACGAUGAAUUACUCGCUCGUCUCGCCUCCAUGGAUGCCACCCAGCCGCUCCUGCCAAAUCUCACAUCCCUCGAGUGGAUUAUCUAUGACGAGAGAGACUUGAGGCUGAUCCGUCGAAUCAUGACCAAGUCUCUCACGUCCUUAUUCCUUGAGGUCUGGGCCAUCUCACCAGUUCCUGACCUGCUACAGUUCAUCUCCUCGAUUGCUCCUACAUGUCCCUCUUUGCGAAAAUUGACCGUGCACUCAGUGGCCCUAUCAAGUCAUCUUCGCCAGUCCGUUUCUCAAACUCUUUGCCAUCUACAUCAUCUCACUACAAUUCACUGUGGAAUCCUCGAUGCCGAGGUUCUGAACCAUUUAUCACGUCUGCCAUCUUUACUAGAGCUUAAACUUGCUCUCCAACCAAAUGCCGAAUUCCAGAACGAGCUUUUAUUUGAGCAACUUCAAGUACUUGACGUGCAUGCACAAGACAUCUCAUCUGCUGUUGACCUCGUGAGCAGAAUGCGGAACAAGCUUACAAACCUCUCGAUCUUCAGCGAUGACCAUGCAGGAGCAUCUGUCUUGGCACAAUUAUUUCGUCGGCUCUCCACUUCCGUCAGUCACUACUCGCUUCGUCGCCUCCAAAUUAUGGUUGCAGAACGUCCUCCACAUGACUUGUUCUCUGUUUUAAAGCUGGAAGACCUCUAUCCGCUUCUGUCGUUCAACCGAUUAACGCACGUACUUCUUGAUAUAGGGUGUGGGAUCUCUUUGGACGAUGUUGCCGCCUUGGAAUUGGCACAGGCAUGGCCAAAUAUCAUGCAACUCGUGCUGAACAAAUUCCUGGAAACCCCUCUGCCUUCGUCGAUAUCCCCAAUCGGACUCCUGUGCUUCCUCAAGCACUGUCCCAACCUAUUGGAACUAACGCUUGAAAUCGACUUCUCCUUUAUUGAAGAACAAGACGACCAGUCACACUACUGGGUCGGAGACACCACUCAUCAGCAUCUUUCUAUUUUUGAUGUUACUUAUUCCAAAAUCCACGAUGCAGCAAAAGUGGCUGCAUUCUUAUCCGGUGUCCUACCGCGUACAGUUCAUGUACAUUAUUCGUGGAUCCAUGCACUGGACGAUCAACGAGAGUAUGCGGAGAGGUGGAAUGAGGCUUCGAGACUCUUCAUGCGGAUGAAGAGGUGAGCGACUAUUAAUCAUUCGUUACUGUUAAGUACUAGGCAAUUUGGAAUAGGAAAUCGUCGUUAAUAUAGGUAUGAGUAUAUAUCUCAAUCUACACAGCUACCUACAUACCAUGUUCAACUUACAUACCCCUUAGAAUACUCUGUCGAUAACAAAAUACAAUAUUUACUAGUUC
Messenger RNA from Suillus discolor, 1720 nucleotides. RefSeq lists its product as uncharacterized. NCBI's taxonomy places the organism in Eukaryota, Fungi, Basidiomycota, Agaricomycetes, Boletales, Suillaceae. Bases 7 to 1548 code for a protein of 513 amino acids. The record is from RefSeq and is a predicted model, not a curated record. The transcript is spliced from 2 exons.